Molecule: messenger RNA, 552 nt
Organism: Alternaria novae-zelandiae
Lineage: Eukaryota; Fungi; Ascomycota; Dothideomycetes; Pleosporales; Pleosporaceae
Exons: 3
Coding region: 1-552 (183 amino acids)
Source: RefSeq, a predicted model, not a curated record
AUGGGGAGGGUUGCUGUCUCGGGAGUUACGGAGACUCCGGAAGACGAGCUGGAGGAAAGUAACGUUGAGGAUUCGUCGGUUGAUGACGAGCUUGAGGCGGUGCUGGUGGUCGUUUCGCUGGUCGACCCAGAAUUUAGGGAGGAGCUAGAGGACGUAGCGGUACUAGAGCUAGAAGUCGACGAGCUUGAAGUGGUGCUAGUGGUAGUUUCGCUUGUCGACGUGGAAAGUAAAGUGGAACUAGAGGACGAAGCGCUGCUGGAGCUGGAGCUGGAGGAGCUAGAGCUGGAAGUCGGAGAGCUGGCAGAGGACGAAACAUAUGAGUACUGUGAGCAACAGUCGCCGUACUUCCCACCUGAGCAGGUCAUUCCCGCUGGCGACGCUCCAUACAGGUUGCCACAGCGAGCAUUGGUAGUGACCUUGACCUUUGCCGGGGUAGCAGAAGGUGCUGUCGACGAAGCUGUUCGUGUCGAGGUCGAGGUACUGACGCGGCUAGAUGUUGUCGACGUACGCGCUGGUGCGACGACGCCAUUGCAAGUACCAAACGACGACUGA